Messenger RNA from Penicillium coprophilum, 282 nucleotides. RefSeq lists its product as uncharacterized. The transcript has 2 exons. NCBI's taxonomy places the organism in Eukaryota, Fungi, Ascomycota, Eurotiomycetes, Eurotiales, Aspergillaceae. The record is from RefSeq and is a predicted model, not a curated record. The coding region runs from base 1 to 282 and encodes 93 amino acids.
AUGUCCGGAAAGGGUGCCCAAAUCGGCGCUGAUCUUACUCUGAUCGGCUUCCCCAUGCGAAUUCCCCAAUCCUUCGACACGCAGCGCAGAGACCCCCUAAAGAAAACCUUGUUGUGUCUCGAGACACACACAGCCCUAGAUGCAGAUGAACCCGCUUAUUAUUGGCAGUGGACCUUGAGAUCCUACUUUAUCAGCUCACACCCUUCCAAAUCGGAGUUCAUCAAUGCGGAAUCCGGACUAGGGCAGGGGCCUAAGGCGCCUCCUCGCCUUCUCGCUGGGUAG